AUGGCAGGGAUGGAAAUCGGCACUGCCUCCUGCUCCUCUGCGAUGAAUCAUGCGGUGAGGAAGACGAUGAUCGAAGGAAGGAGAGGUUUCAGGCAUGCGGAGGACUCCUCCCUGCCCACAUUGAGCAUGCGGCCAUCCAUCCUAAAUUUUGGGAGCAUGAGCCCUGGGCGACUUAACCUGCGCGGAGGGAGCAGCAAGAAACACGAAGAGCUGCGCGACCUGUUGGUCCGCAUCCUGCCUCCCUUCUUGAGCGCCCCCAGCAAACCUCUCAUCGCAACCAUCAUGCGGCUUCACAGUUUCGCCGCUGUGAUAGGAGGAGCGACCAUGUACCUCAUGGCGAUCUUUGGGCAGCGACAACUGGGCAUGCUAGAAUACGACAGCUCGCACCCAGCUUGUGUCCACCUGGCAAGGCUGAGCGGCUUGUUCUACUGUGCUCUCGGGGCGAUGGAGUUUGUUGCGAGCGGAGAGGUCAAGGAGGAGAACGAGGUCACAUUCGGGAAGGUGUUUGUAGGAUACCACGUCUUGACCUACGUGCAUGACAUCAUGCAGCUGCACACAGGACCAGCAUACAACCUCGUCACCGUCAUCCCUGCCUCUUUCCUGCUCCUUGGGCUCGUCGCGCUGAACUGCUGCUGA
Molecule: messenger RNA, 636 nt
Organism: Guillardia theta CCMP2712
Lineage: Eukaryota; Cryptophyceae; Pyrenomonadales; Geminigeraceae
Exons: 5
Coding region: 1-636 (211 amino acids)
Source: RefSeq, a predicted model, not a curated record